This is a messenger RNA of Saccoglossus kowalevskii, 1667 nucleotides long. Its product is annotated as N-acetylglucosamine transporter UNC93A-like. The record is from RefSeq and is a predicted model, not a curated record. Lineage: Eukaryota; Metazoa; Hemichordata; Enteropneusta; Harrimaniidae.
AUGGAAGGGAAAACCACCGGACAAUUCAUCACGAACGUGGAAGUAGCCGACACUCCACACCCGUUCACCCGUUCUGAGUCCAGGAGAUGUUGGAAGAAUCUGCUAGCUCUCAGUAUAUCGUUUACUUUCGUUUUUACGUCCUUCAACGCAUUACAGAAUCUAGAAAGUAGCAUCAACGAAUCCGCUGGUCUCGGUGUUACAUCGUUGAGCAUUAUAUAUGGUUGUUUUAUACUUUCCUGUCUGGUAGCGCCCAACGUCGUCACCAGACUGGGCACCAAGCGUACUAUAUUCUACUCCAUGCUAUUCUAUACAAUGUACACCGCCUCCAAUCUGUUUUCCAGUUUCUACACUCUGAUUCCAGCCGCCGCGUGUCUUGGCCUUGCGGCGGGAACGCUGUGGACCUCCCAGGGGUCUUAUCUGACGACCACUGCUCUAAAAUACGCCGAAAUCAAUUGCGAGUCUAAGGAAGUCGUGGUUAAUUAUUUCAAUGGGAUUUUCUUCAUGUUUUUCCUUUCUUCUCAAAUUUGGGGCAAUUUGCUUUCGUCGUACAUGCUCAUUACUGAAGCUUCGGAAAAUAUAUCCGCGGAUCCCGCAUUUUGUGGUACAAACUUUUGCCCGGGUCAAGAACCACCCGGAGUGGCUUCGCUUAUACAACCGCCCAGACCUAUGGAAAAUAAUCUGGUGAACGUGUAUCUGGCAUGUGGUGUGGUUGGUGCAAUAAUUGUGUUGUUUGUGAUGGAUGAACUUCCCAGCUACCACCGUCCACUGGAAGAUACGUCCGCCAGGGCACGACUGACGGUCACUCUCCGAUUACUAGGGGACCACAGCCUCUAUCUCCUGGUGCCUCUGAUGAUGUAUACGGGCGUUGAAAUGGCUUACAUAGCUGGCGAUUUCACACAGGCUUUCAUCAGCUGUUCCUUGGGUGUUCAUUACGUGGGAUACAUUAUGCUGUUCUGCGGCGUCAUGCAGGCCACCGCGUCACUCAUUCUAGGGAGAAUGCGGAAGUACAUCGGAAGGUUUACCCUCUUCAAUCUGGGAGCGAUAAUCCAUUUUGGGCUAUUGGUUUUGAUGUUUUAUUGGGAGCCUCAAGUCGAAGAUCUGAAGCUAUUCUUUGUCGUUGCUGCAAUGUGGGGGUUUGCGGACGCAAUUUGGCAGACUCAAGUCAGCUCUUUGCUUGGAGUGUUAUAUUGCGAGAACCAAGAGGCAGCAUUCUCGAAUUAUAGACUGUGGCAGUCACUCGGAUCGGCGCUUACAUUCGCAUACAGUAACUACCUUUGCACGGGGAUAAAGAUUCAUUUUAACUGUGCCUUACUUAUCGUUUCCAUGGGGAUGUACAUCAUGUUCGAAUUUCGGAACAAACACAUCAGGGCUCUUCGUAUACUGAUGACGUAAUAACGUGGAUGGGAUUGUGUUCGGAUUAUUAAAAGUCGGAUCAAUAUCAUAAUCGAUCUGCUUUAGUGCAAUUUGAAAUGUUCCAGGGAGAAUCGUUUAGUGUAUGACUUUAUGUAACACCAGACUAGCUACUACAUAAAAAUGAAAUAUUUUCGAAAUUGGUGACCUGUUGAAUUUCGAAAUAAAAUGUAAAAAAUAAUCCCCUACUGAAGUAACAGUCCACCUUUAAUGAUUCGAUUCAGUUUAUUCGAUAAGUAACAUUUAAUUGGCUUUCC